AUUUCCGAACUGGUGCAGUGCAAACGGCCCGUUCAUCAUCACCGAUGGUGUGCAGAACAAGGGGGACUUAAAACACAGAAACAACCCAAAAAUCAUCAUCUUCAUCAACCAGCCAAACAACAAAAAAAGCAAACAAACAAAAAAAACUAACCAACCAACAGAACCAUCCUGUCAUCAUGAGCUACGACCCGUAUCUUCCUCCUUCCCUGUCCCGGCGCUUGAGGGACGACUCCUCGCCUCGCGUCUCCUCCUCGUCCUCCUCCCGGCUCCACCGGCCCUCACACUCCUCCUUCUCCUCGGCGCUCCAGAGGAGAGGGGCCCCGCGGUCGGAGCGCUGCGACCUGGUCCAGGCCAGCGUUCUGAGCGGCGAGCUCCGGGACACGCGGGCCCAGGAGCGCGAGCAGCUGGUGGACCUCAACAACCGCUUCGCCUGCUACAUCGAGCGCGUGCGGGAGCUGGAGCAGCACAACCGGGCCCUCCUGGGCCAGCUGGAGGCCCUGCGGCGCGGCCUGGGCGACCCCUCGCGCGUGCCGCGGCUCUACGAGGAGGAGGCGCGGGCACUGCGGGCCCGGGUGGAGGAGGAGGCGCUGGAGAAGUCGCGCGUGGAGGCGCAGAGGGAGCGAGCGCGGGAAGAGCUGGCGCUGCUCCGGGAGCGCUGGGAGGAGGAGGCCGAGAGGAGAGCGCGGGCCGAGGAGGCGCUCCGGAGGGCACGCGAGGACGCCGGCCGGGCGGCGCUGGGCAACUGCGACGCGGAGGCCAGCCUGGUCUCCCUGGCGACGGAGGCGGGGUUCCUGAAGAAGGCGUUCGCCGAGGAGGAGGCCGGGCUGAGGGCCGAGCUGCGGGCGCUGGCGGCCGGGCGGGACGCGGUCCGGGCGCCCGUGGUGGGCGGCGCCGACCUCUCGGGGGCGCUGCGGGAGAUCCGGGGCCAGUACGAGCGCCUGGCCAGCCGGAACACGGCGGCGGCCGAGGAGUGGUUCCGGGGGAAGAUGGCGGCGGCGGCCGAGGUGGUGCAGCGGAACGAGGAGGCGGUGCGCUCGGUGCGGGCCGAGACCGCAGAGUACCGGCAGCAGCUGCAGGCGCGCUCGGCCGAACUGGAGGUGCUGCGCAGCGCCAUCGACUCCCUCAACUCGCAACUCGCCGAGCUGGAGGAUGAGCAGGGCAAGGAGGUCGCCAAGUACCAGGGGAGGAUAAUAGAUUUGGAGCGAGACAUUGGUGAUGCAAAAGAGGAGAUGUCACGGUACCUGCGGGAAUACCAGGACCUCCUGAAUGUGAAGAUGGCUUUGGACAUCGAGAUUGCUGCAUACAGGAAACUUCUGGAAGGAGAGGAGAUUCGACUGACCUUCUCUGCCCUUCCAGCUCUUGCUUAAAAAUCCAACAACUUUCACUCGUAGCUCUUUCCACCUGAAACAAUCCUCACUCAAACUCAUUCUCUUCACUAAGUCAAUUUAACAUGAACAUUCCACCCCUUAAAACCCUGCAAACUCCCUCCCUUAAUAUGUGACCCCUACUCUUCCCACACCCUUCAACCCAAACCCUUUGGCAAAUCCUUUAAGCUUUCCCCACCAACCCUUAACCCUUUCCCCUUAACUUCUCUAUCCUAUGCUAUUAGGCCCUGGGACAUUAACACUCUGUCCCAAGUGUUUGACGUACUUACCCUUCAACCAACCUGAAAUACUGACCUAUCCUUUUAACCUGCUUAACCUCUAGCCUCUUCUCCCCACCCAAUACCAUGGCCCCUAAUAUAACCUCUUAUGCUUCCCUCACACUCCCUACCUUUAACCUUAAACAUGAUACCAAAUCAUAUUCAUACUAACACUCUUUUAACUCCCAUUCCCAUCGAAACUCAUACCGUUUCACCCCUAUGCCCUAAACUGUCAAAUCCCCCAAUACCCAACACUCUCAAUCCAGUCAUCAAUCUGAAGAUUCUCGAGCCCUUGUGUCCCACAAGAGUUCCAUCGUAACAGUCCCCCUUCUUCUCCACACUCAGUUCAAGAUGGCCGUCGUAGGAGAGGUUGUGGCGUGCGCUGCACUGUGUUAGUUCCUCCCCUGCCCCCCUUCUUCUGCUGCCUCCUCUGAGCAGAGUUCUGUCCAUUGUGGUUUUAGCAACAUUCCUCGCACAUGGAUCAAAAUCCAAUUGAAACUCUACAUCCACCCAUUUGGCAAACUCUUUACCAAUUGUUUGUGAGGUGGACUGAACCAUUCUAAAUAGAUUGGGCAUCCAGUGCAUGGGCUAAUUGAACUCUGUUCAGUGGACGCUGCCUUUAUCCCUGGCUCUGAAACAGUAGUCAGCGAGCCAGUGGAUGUUUGUGGUAGUUUAACUGAUUUCCAUUGUGUAGCUUACGGCGCUUUGAUAAUGUAUACUUUUCUUUUUCCUCCUCAGUGGUAACAUUCUCGUACUGUCAGCUUCAAUUAUGUUUCGGUAACUAUUUUAUUAAUCUGUUUUCUUUAGCUAAAAAUUUACUCAAUUGGAAUGCAUACAGAAAAAUAAUAAAAACGAUGUGGUUUGGAUCUGGAAGUAUAAAAAUAAAUGAAAACAAUAGCCUAAAUAAAAACAGUUCAUGAAUAAUCUGAAUAAUUUGGUGAGUAAAAUAAAACAACACAAUUUAGACCAACUUUUAUUGAAAAGUGCACACCCCUAAAGUGAUGGUGAGGAGAACUGAGCAAUUUGAGAAUCCAUUGAGGAAGAGAAUCAAGUGGUGCCUCAGUGAAAACUGUAGGACAGUGUCUGUCCGCUUGUCUGAGCUUUUGUUUCUAUGUGCUCUUCUGUUUAGGAGACCUUUUUCAAAUCAAGAUAGAUUAGAGAAACAAAUCAUUCAGCCUGGUAAUGGCCAUUAGUACAAAUAUGACUGGUGCUUAGAAUAUGUCUUCGGAAGUACCUGAAUAAAAUUAAACAUAACAAUUUA
This is a messenger RNA of Sardina pilchardus (European sardine), 2903 nucleotides long. It is a transcript of the gene neff2, whose product is annotated as neuronal intermediate filament family member 2. Gene Ontology annotation, molecular function: structural constituent of postsynaptic intermediate filament cytoskeleton. The coding region runs from base 177 to 1367 and encodes 396 amino acids. The record is from RefSeq and is a predicted model, not a curated record. Gene Ontology annotation, cellular component: cytoplasm; intermediate filament; axon. The transcript is spliced from 3 exons. Lineage: Eukaryota; Metazoa; Chordata; Actinopteri; Clupeiformes; Clupeidae. Gene Ontology annotation, biological process: neurofilament bundle assembly.